GCAAAUACUUAUUUCUUAUUAUUUUUACUUUAAUAUUACAUCAUAUAAAAAGUGUAAAUAUAAGACCUAAUAAGAAGAUAUCGAUUCUUCCUGAUCUUACAAUCUGUACACUUGCUAUCUUUCUCUCUGAAUCAAGGAAAUACUCCUUUGAUCUUCAAUUUUCUGUAAAAGUUUACAUGGUAUCAGUUUAGCUUCAGAUUCGAUCGUUUCUUCCGCUCAUCUGAAUUCUCUUUCCGUUUUUGAUCGCUAAAUUCGUGAAGAUGCCGGAUAAUCAGAAUCUCACCGAAGAUCCUUCGUCACCAUAUUAUCUGCAUCCAGCCGAUCACUCAGGCGUUAGGAUCAUCUACGAAAUGUUUAACGGUGACAAUUACAAUGCUUGGCAGAAAUCUGUUGUUAUGGCUUUUACGGUCAAAAACAAGAUGGCGUUUAUUGAUGGAACCAUAUCUCAGCCUUCAUCUGAUGAUCCUCUCUACUUGGCUUGGUAUCGGGUAAAUGCGCUCCUUCUAUCUUGGCUUGUUUACUCGAUUAUACCUGAAAUUCGUACUACUUUUCUCUACUUUACCGUGGCUAAAGAUGUCUGGGAAGAAGUUAAGCUUCGAUAUGGAAAGAGCGAUGGACCUCAUGUUUUUCAGCUUGAAAAAUCUUUGACUAAUCUGUCUCAAGGUUCUCAAUCUCUUACUGCUUUCUAUAACUUUUUCAAAACUCUAUGGGAUGAAUACUGCAAUUAUAGGACUCCUCCUGUCUGUAAAUGCGGUAAUUGUACUUGCAAUCUCAAUGAACUUUAUCAAGAACUUUUACAGAGAGACUCUGUCUAUAAAUUUCUCAUUGGACUCAAUGAAUCUUACAAUGUCUUGAGAAGUCAGAUCUUGUUAAAAAUUCCUAUUCCAAAAUUGUCUACUGUCUAUUCUCUUCUUCUUCAAGAAGAAUCUCAGCGUUCUUUACAUAAUCCUACUGAAUCUGUAGCAAUGCUUUCUCAACAUAUUCCUAAUACUCAAUCUCAAUCCAUUGCUACAUCAUCCAAUACUGAAUCUCUUGCUUUCAUUGCCAAAUCUAAUCCAAAGAAAAAGUAUACUGGCAUUUGCUCUCAUUGUGGUUUUCAAGGCCACUCCUCUGAACGUUGUUACCAAUUGAUUGGUUAUCCUGCUAAUUGGAAAGGUCCUAAGGGUCAAAGAUUUGCCCCUGGCUUCAAACCUUCAUCUACAAAUGCUAACAAAUCAUCUCAGGCACAUUUGGCAUCUACUUCAACUGAUAGUCCUGACUUAGACCUAUGCAAUCCAGAACUCUACAAUCUGUUUCUUCAGUUCAUGAAGAAUCAAUCAUCUCUUUCUAGUUCUGCUCAUGCUGCCAUGACCAUGUCUCAAUCUCCUGGUCCUCAACAAUCUUCAUCUCCUGAUAACAAUGCUUUCAAAGGACCAAAGUACACAGAAAAUCAUUGGUUAUGCUGAAAUAAAAAAUGGACUCUAUCAGUUACAUCUUCCUAAUCAUACUGCUUCUGCACAGUCUGCCAUUACUGCUCCACACAGUGAUCCUGUCAUUUGGCACUUUAGACUUGGCCACACUCCUUUUAAUAAACUGAGUUCUUUUCCUAUUUCUUUUGACAAUAAAUCUUGUAAUAACAUCACACCUUGUGAUA
Messenger RNA from Cuscuta epithymum, 1633 nucleotides. The record is from the annotation of a GenBank genome assembly. NCBI's taxonomy places the organism in Eukaryota, Viridiplantae, Streptophyta, Magnoliopsida, Solanales, Convolvulaceae.